Messenger RNA from Zeugodacus cucurbitae (melon fly), 699 nucleotides. Its product is annotated as probable insulin-like peptide 1. NCBI's taxonomy places the organism in Eukaryota, Metazoa, Arthropoda, Insecta, Diptera, Tephritidae. Gene Ontology annotation, molecular function: hormone activity. The coding region runs from base 187 to 546 and encodes 119 amino acids. The record is from RefSeq and is a predicted model, not a curated record. Gene Ontology annotation, cellular component: extracellular region. The transcript is spliced from 2 exons.
AGAGGUUGGUAUGUUCCCAUCAACCCCAUUAUUCUCUUAUUUCAUUGGUAUAAAAGCCCGACAAAAAUUAGGAAAUUACAUCAGUUGCCUUACACGCCUAAAAUAAGUCAAACCAAAGAGUUCCACGGAAGGAUAAUAGCUUCUUGCAAAUUAUUUCCGUUGUUCAAAUAUAAUAUAUCCGUUAUAAUGUCGAUGAAUUUACUAAAACCUUUCGCUUUGCUACUCAUCGUGUUGGUACAAUUCGAACAUGGUUGUGGUCAGCAAACUCUCUGUGGUCCCGCACUGGACAUGGUGCUCAGCACCGUAUGCGAAAAUGGCUUCAAUACCAGAUUCAAGAAGUCAAUGGAAUGGAGUGUUCAAGAUAACGGUGUAAUGGACGACGAGCUGCCCUUCCCUUAUGCGAGCUUCCCUUUCCUGGCGAAGAUUCACGGCGAUCAAGUGGAUACUGUGGCCAAGAGCCGUCGUCGUCGUCAUCGUCAGGGUGUGUAUGAUGAAUGCUGCCGCAAGCCCUGCAAAAUGAGCGAGUUGUACUCUUAUUGCAAGUAAAUCUCAGCUCCCCACAAACUGACAAACUGAUAAAUUAUAGCGGAUGUGAGAGGAAUACAAUGGGCUGUGAUUGGGAUUCUUUAUUAAACAAACUACACAUCCGUUAGUCGUAUGAUCAGGAAUUAUGAAUGAUAUUAGAUUGACCGAAAUUAU